CACGCGCCGCUAGGACACAGCCCACGCCGGACCUCCACGCUGCAGAUGACGAAGAGUAAUUCAGACAAAGUUCCACGAACGACUACGCACCGUUCCCCAUUUAAAGACAUAACAAACUCGUCUACGAUUGAGAAUGCAAAUGUCACUACUAAUAGUCAACAAGCAAGAAAGAAUACAUGGUAUGCCCGACUGUCUGAUGAGAAGAGAACAGCAUUUCUCGAAAAUCGUUGCAUGUCCCGACAAGAAAAGAAGGCUCAGCCUCUGAAUAUUAUUACUGGUCAACUAACACCUGAGGCACAUGCUUCGUUAGGAUCCAAGGAGUGUACCCCUUUGAGCAACAUAACCAACCCACACACAAAUGAUGGAAGAUGCACAGGGGACUGCACGACUAUUGUUCGACAUUCCGAAGAUGUUAAUGUUGAGCGAAAAAGGACUGGCCAUAAUUGGUAUGCUCGACUAACAGACGAACAAAGAGCAGAACACUUGCAUAAGCUACAGUUGGCUCGCCUACAAAAAAAAGUUGUAGCUGACAGUGUUACUGUCGAAUUACCUGACAGCUCGUACUCCCGAUCUUCACCUGGUUCAGCCUCUACAGUACCAAUUUCCAAGAGUAGUACUUGUCUUCCGGUGGGACGGCACAAAGCGACGACUGCAACCGGCGCUGCGAGUGCCAAACAGCGCCAACCAUCUGCCGGGGAAGCGUCACCUGGUCUCACACAUUAUGGAUCGACACAAUCCAGUAUCACCUGUGUGGGACACACGCUGGUUGGAGAGCCAAAUACAGGGGAGGACGUUUCUGAUGAUUGGCUGCACAGGAAUCCAACUUAUGUACGAGGAGCGAGGUCGGUGAACACAAUAGUAACGUCUUACGGACUAGGGCAAGGUCGGCUGAACACAAUAGUAACGUCUUACAGACUGGAGGAGAGCACGGACAAUAUGACUUUGUGCCCACAAGUUUUAUCUUUGGUGCGUCCAUUAAACGACAAGGUUCUAUCUGAUGAGAUCUAUGAGCAUACUAUCUACCAUCCUGCUAAACACACACACUUUGCUGCAUUACCUGGAAUCUAUGACAGAACAUUAACUCUAAAUGGGUUUUCUAAGGUGAACUUAAUACUACUCGCAUGGCAACUACACUUUGGUCUGCACUCUUCAUCUACAACUCAAAUGUUGAUUUUAUAUCUAGAGAAAAGCAGAUUCUUACCUUGAUACCUGGAAGAUCAAGAGGAGCAUACAGCCAUAGCCAGGUACUCAUGUCAGUCACAGAUCAUUGGUGACAAAGGCAUAUUUUCUUUAAAGGUGCAUGUGUUUCAUAUCACCCAAGCUGGAAAAUAUGAGGAUCUUCUCCAAGCCAGACCUGAGCUCAAUGCACCAAGAACAUCAAUUGAAGCAACAGUUCGUGUAUAUAUAAUGUAUUGUGAGCCUUGGAACGAGCUCAUGUGUGAGGCUAAUAUAUUGUGAGCCUUUUACUUUGAAAUGUGUGAUAAUGAUGUGUCAGAGUUAUGGAUUGUGGAGACCAAAUUUAUGUGACAAUUCUGUAAUGUGAGGCCUAAUUAAGUGUAGGUCUGAUUAUUUGGUUUUUAAACAUGUGGAGUACCCAUGAUGGGUGAGCCUUCGAUCGAGCUCAUGUGUGAGGCUAAUAUAUUGUAAGCCUUUUACUUUGAAAUGUGUGAUAAUGAUGUAUCAGAGUUAUGG
Triticum dicoccoides is the source of this 1692-nucleotide messenger RNA. RefSeq lists its product as uncharacterized. The transcript has 8 exons. NCBI's taxonomy places the organism in Eukaryota, Viridiplantae, Streptophyta, Magnoliopsida, Poales, Poaceae. The record is from RefSeq and is a predicted model, not a curated record. Bases 46 to 1206 code for a protein of 386 amino acids.